Molecule: messenger RNA, 7550 nt
Organism: Macaca mulatta (Rhesus monkey)
Lineage: Eukaryota; Metazoa; Chordata; Mammalia; Primates; Cercopithecidae
Source: RefSeq, a predicted model, not a curated record
GGCCGGGCGGCCCCGAGCCUCGCUAGGGCGACCAAAACAAAGGCAGCAUCCGGGGCUGGGUGGAUGCAAACAACCAUGAAAGACUGGGUUCUCGCUCUCCCCGGCUCUGCUGCUGCCGCCGCCGCCGCCACCGCCGCUGCUCCUCCUCCUCCUGCCGCCGCCGCGAGGGCUCCGCUGUGAGGGGAAAGCAGGGGCGCAGCUGCUGGGCGUGCAUCCGAAAGGUGAGAGCCAGAGAGCGAGCGGAGGGGGCGGGCAGGCCACGAAAAUGUCCUCGGCCGUGGGGCCCCGCGGUCCUCGCCCACCCACGGUGCCUCCCCCCAUGCAAGAGCUGCCCGACCUGAGCCACCUGACCGAGGAGGAGAGGAACAUUAUCAUGGCAGUGAUGGACCGGCAGAAGGAAGAGGAGGAAAAAGAAGAAGCCAUGCUCAAGUGUGUUGUCAGGGACAUGGCGAAGCCUGCUGCCUGCAAAACACCAAGAAAUGCUGAAAACCAGCCCCACCAGCCUUCACCGAGAUUGCAUCAACAGUUUGAAAGCUAUAAAGAACAAGUGAGAAAAAUAGGGGAAGAAGCACGGCGUUACCAGGGCGAGCACAAAGACGAUGCUCCAACUUGUGGAAUCUGUCAUAAAACAAAGUUUGCUGAUGGGUGCGGUCAUCUCUGCUCCUAUUGUCGCACUAAGUUCUGUGCACGCUGCGGAGGCCGCGUGUCUCUACGGUCAAACAACGAGGACAAAGUGGUUAUGUGGGUAUGCAAUUUAUGUCGAAAGCAACAAGAAAUCUUAACCAAAUCUGGGGCAUGGUUCUUUGGAAGUGGCCCUCAACAGACAAGUCAGGAUGGAACCCUGAGUGAUACAGCUACAGGUGCUGGUUCUGAGGUACCAAGAGAAAAGAAAGCACGACUCCAAGAGCGAUCGCGGUCUCAGACACCCCUGAGCACAGCAGCUGCCUCCUCCCAGGACACUGCUCCUCCCAGCGUACCACCAGACAGGAGCAAAGGGGCUGAGCCCUCACAGCAAGCCUUGGGGCCUGAACAGAAGCAGGCUUCAUCCAGGUCUAGAAGUGAACCUCCUAGAGAGAGAAAGAAGACCCCAGGGCUUUCCGAGCAGAAUGGCAAAGGAGCCCUUAAGAGCGAGCGGAAACGCGUGCCAAAGACCUCAGCACAGCCCGGGGAGGGGGCCGUCGAAGAACGGGAACGUAAAGAAAGGCGGGAAAGCCGAAGGCUUGAGAAAGGGCGAUCACAGGAUUACCCAGACACGCCGGAAAAACGGGAUGAGGGCAAAGUGGCGGAUGAGGAAAAGCAAAGAAAGGAGGAGGAAUAUCAGACCAGGUACCGCAGCGACCCGAACCUGGCUCGGUACCCGGUGAAACCGCCGCCUGAGGAGCAGCAGAUGCGCAUGCACGCCCGGGUGUCCCGCGCGAGGCACGAGCGUCGCCACAGCGACGUGGCGCUCCCGCGCACCGAGGCGGGCGCGGCGCUGCCGGAGGGCAAGGUCGGCAAACGCGCGCCGGCGGCGGCCAGGGCCUCGCCGCCGGACUCGCCGCGGGCCUAUUCGGCUGAGAGGACUGCGGAGACCAGGGCGCCGGGCGCCAAGCAGCUAACGAACCACAGCCCGCCGGCGCCCAGGCAUGGGCCGGUUCCCGCAGAAGCCACGGAGCUCAAAGCCCAAGCGCCCCUCAGGAAGCAGAGCCGCCUGGACCCCAGCUCGGCGGUCCUCAUGCGGAAAGCCAAGCGCGAGAAGGUGGAGACCAUGCUGCGGAACGACUCUCUGAGCUCAGACCAGUCCGAGUCGGUGCGGCCGUCCCCGCCCAAGCCGCACCGGUCCAAGAGGGGCGGAAAGAAGCGGCAGAUGUCGGUGAGCAGCUCUGAGGAGGAGGGCGUGUCGACGCCCGAGUACACCAGCUGCGAGGACGUGGAGCUGGAGAGCGAGAGCGUCAGCGAGAAAGGUGAUUUGGAUUAUUAUUGGUUGGAUCCUGCCACGUGGCACAGCCGGGAGACAUCACCUAUUAGUUCGCAUCCUGUAACGUGGCAGCCAUCUAAAGAGGGGGACCGAUUAAUUGGACGUGUUAUUCUUAACAAGAGAACAACCAUGCCCAAAGAAUCGGGUGCAUUGCUGGGUCUGAAAGUUGUUGGAGGAAAAAUGACUGACUUAGGACGACUUGGUGCUUUCAUCACCAAAGUAAAGAAGGGUAGCCUAGCAGAUGUAGUUGGACACCUAAGAGCAGGGGAUGAAGUUCUAGAAUGGAAUGGUAAACCCCUGCCGGGAGCUACAAAUGAAGAAGUUUACAACAUUAUUUUAGAAUCAAAAUCAGAACCUCAAGUUGAAAUUAUUGUUUCAAGGCCUAUUGGUGACAUUCCCCGGAUUCCUGAGAGCUCCCACCCUCCGCUGGAGUCCAGUUCAAGUUCCUUUGAAUCUCAGAAGAUGGAAAGGCCUUCUAUUUCUGUUAUUUCUCCAACAAGUCCUGGAGCUCUAAAAGAUGCCCCACAAGUCUUACCAGGGCAACUUUCUGUGAAACUGUGGUAUGAUAAAGUGGGACACCAGCUGAUUGUAAAUGUUCUGCAAGCAACAGAUCUACCUGCUAGAGUAGAUGGGCGUCCUCGAAAUCCCUAUGUAAAAAUGUAUUUUCUUCCAGAUAGAAGUGAUAAAAGUAAAAGGAGGACCAAAACAGUAAAGAAAAUACUAGAACCAAAAUGGAAUCAAACUUUUGUCUAUUCACAUGUACAUCGUAGAGAUUUUAGAGAACGAAUGUUAGAAAUAACUGUGUGGGACCAACCCAGAGUGCAAGAAGAAGAAAGUGAAUUUCUUGGAGAGAUCCUCAUAGAAUUGGAGACAGCGCUUUUAGACGAUGAACCGCAUUGGUAUAAACUUCAGACACAUGAUGAGUCUUCACUACCUCUGCCUCAGCCAUCACCUUUCAUGCCAAGGCGACAUAUUCAUGGAGAAAGCUCUAGCAAAAAGCUACAAAGAUCUCAGCGAAUCAGUGAUAGUGACAUCUCAGAUUAUGAGGUUGAUGAUGGUAUUGGCGUAGUUCCUCCAGUAGGCUAUAGGUCUAGUGCUAGAGAAAGUAAAUCUACAACAUUAACUGUGCCAGAACAGCAAAGAACAACUCAUCACCGCUCACGUUCAGUAUCUCCUCAUCGCGGCAAUGAUCAGGGAAAGCCGCGUUCACGUUUACCAAAUGUGCCAUUACAGAGGAGUUUAGAUGAAAUUCAUCCAACAAGAAGGUCACGUUCUCCAACCAGACACCAUGAUGCCUCCCGAAGUCCAGUUGAUCAUAGAGCCAGAGACGUGGAUAGUCAGUAUUUAUCAGAACAAGACAGUGAGCUUCUUAUGCUGCCCAGAGCAAAACGAGGACGAAGUGCAGAAUGCCUACAUACUACCAGUGAACUGCAGCCCUUUCUUGACAGGGCUAGGAGUGCUAGUACCAACUGCUUGAGACCAGAUACUAGUUUGCAUUCACCAGAACGAGAAAGGCACUCCAGAAAGUCUGAAAGAUCUAGCAUCCAAAAACAGACUAGGAAAGGCACUGCCUCUGAUGCAGAAAGGGUUCUCCCAACAUGUCUUUCUAGAAGGGGACACGCAGCCCCAAGAGCAACUGAUCAGCCAGUCAUUAGGGGAAAACAUCCUGCUCGCUCAAGGUCGAGUGAGCACUCUAGUGUCAGAACACUGUGUUCUAUGCACCACCUUGUCCCUGGAGGGUCGGCGCCACCUUCUCCGCUUCUGACAAGAAUGCACCGACAGAGAAGUCCAACACAAUCUCCUCCAGCAGACACAUCGUUCAGCAGUCGUAGGGGAAGACAGCUCCCACAAGUGCCAGUGAGAAGCGGCAGUAUAGAACAAGAACAAGAAAAAUAUAACUCUUCCACAAAAGCAAGCUUAGUAGUGGAGGAGCGAACAAGACAGAUGAAAAUGAAAGUGCAUCGAUUUAAGCAGACAACAGGGUCUGGUUCUAGUCAAGAACUUGAUCGCGAGCAGUAUUCCAAGUAUAACAUACAUAAAGAUCAGUACAGAAGCUGUGAUAACGUCUCUGCCAAAUCAUCAGAUAGUGAUGUCAGUGAUGUGUCCGCCAUUUCCCGAACCAGCAGUGCCUCACGCCUCAGCAGCACAAGCUUUAUGUCAGAGCAAUCUGAGCGCCCCAGGGGUAGAAUCAGUUCAUUUACCCCCAAAAUGCAAGGCAGACGGAUGGGGACUUCAGGAAGAGCCAUCAUGAAGAGCACCAGUGUGAGUGGAGAGAUGUACACACUGGAGCAUAAUGACGGCAGCCAGUCAGACACAGCUGUUGGUACAGUUGGAGCAGGUGGAAAGAAACGGAGAUCCAGCCUUAGUGCCAAAGUGGUUGCCAUAGUGUCUCGAAGGAGUAGAAGCACAUCUCAGCUUAGUCAAACAGAGUCGGGCCACAAAAAGUUAAAAAGUACCAUCCAGAGAAGUACAGAAACAGGCAUGGCAGCUGAAAUGAGGAAGAUGGUAAGGCAGCCGAGCCGAGAGUCUACUGAUGGCAGCAUCAACAGUUACAGCUCUGAGGGCAAUUUAAUAUUUCCUGGAGUGCGACUGGGAGCUGACAGUCAAUUCAGUGAUUUUCUUGAUGGAUUGGGACCAGCCCAGCUUGUUGGCCGCCAAACUCUUGCCACCCCUGCAAUGGGUGAUAUACAAAUUGGAAUGGAGGACAAAAAGGGCCAAUUAGAAGUUGAAGUUAUUAGAGCACGAAGCCUCACACAAAAGCCUGGUUCCAAAUCUACACCUGCUCCAUAUGUCAAAGUAUAUCUUUUGGAAAAUGGGGCCUGUAUAGCCAAGAAGAAGACAAGAAUUGCACGAAAAACCCUUGAUCCUUUGUAUCAGCAGUCUCUGGUUUUUGAUGAAAGUCCACAGGGUAAAGUUCUUCAGGUGAUUGUCUGGGGAGACUAUGGCAGAAUGGACCACAAAUGCUUUAUGGGUGUGGCUCAGAUCUUGUUGGAAGAACUCGACCUGUCCAGCAUGGUGAUCGGAUGGUACAAAUUGUUCCCACCGUCCUCACUGGUGGAUCCCACACUCACUCCCCUCACCCGCCGGGCUUCCCAGUCAUCUCUGGAAAGUUCAACUGGGCCUCCCUGUAUUCGAUCAUAGUGAACUCAUACCAGAGUCAUUCCAAUAAAACUCUACCUUUCAGGAUAAUAAUCUGAACCAGAUAUUUCAUGAUCAAAAGCAUUGUUGGAGACAGACAAUCAACUUGUGUUUUGCCUGUAGUAGUUUUUCAAUAAUAUGUCCCAAUUGUUAUUUAAAACAUGGCUUCAUAUGACAGAACAAGGCAAUCUAUCAAAUUACAGGAAGAAUCAACGUGCUGGUGAGAGUCACUGAUGCUUCUAACAAAUAGAAAAAGAGGAAACUUUAAAUCUACACAUACACCUACACACACACACACACACACACACACACACCCCAAAUUGAACAAACUGGAAACUCUCACUCUGUGAAAAGUUGUAUUCUACACGUUUCUGCACAGACCACAAGCAGUGUUAUUUCCCUGAUGUUUGAAUUGUUUUGUUCUUUUGUGUGUUUUGUUUAUUUGUGUGUUGUUUGUUGGUUUUCGUUUCUUGAGGUUUUUUUUUGUUUUUUUGUUUUCACCACAUCUGUUAUUUCCACUAGUUUUUUUGGCUGUGUCAUGACAGGCCUCAUGAUGCUAACAGAGACUCUUCCCUUCUUUUUUCCAAAAGCACCAAAAAAAGGGCUGAAGUGGUCUCUGUGGCAUCUCCCCAAAGUGUUAAACAGCUACAUAAGGUGAAGCCAAGGAAGGGUUCACUAGCUUUCAUUUUAUAAUUCUUUAAAGUCUUACGUGUGGAAACCCAAAAGACAAAAAGUUAUCUUCCAAAAUAAAUAAUCACAGAAGUACUUUUUUAAUGAAGAGCCUAUCUGUUUGCAUUCUAGAAAAUUAAUUUAUGGUUUCCAUUGUUUUGCAUGGAAGACUUUUAAAGAAGUCAAUCUGCAACUAAUGCUGGGGACUAAAACUAACUGCAUAAUUGUACUUUGAAAACACUCCUUGUAUUGCCUUUUUCUUCCUGAUAUAAAAAAAAAUGCUCAUGUGUAUAAACCAUACUUUGACUUCCCAAAAAUGGUGACUAGGAAUGGAUUUGAGCCUAAGACACUUUGAGCUACGCCCAGGCUUCUCAGCCAUGCCUCAGUGUAGACACACCCAUCUGCCCUGGAAAGAGCAUGGUAUGAGCUGUUCAAUAUUCCACUGGAAAUUCCAGUUGAAAUAUUCUGCACUAAACUAAUGUUUUUAUCGAAUUUUAGUUUACAUUUCUUUGAGAUUGAUGCAAGCACAAAGCUUGAUUUUUUAAUGCAAAGUAUCUUACUUUUGGGGGGAAAAAUAAACAAAGUCAACUUUCAAUUUGCAUUUUCUUCAUUUAGUUUUUCUUGGCCUUGAAUUUCCCUUGUGACAUUCUGUACAUGUGCUACAAACUGCAGUCUCUGCGGGUGCAUUGAUAUGUUCUCCCUCCUUUUAUGAGUCACUCCACUUUUGUGAUUACACAGAUAGAGCAGCAUGACUUGGAACUGUUCAAAGCUGCAUGCACAUUUUGUAAAAAAAAUUUUAAAAAGAAAAGAAACAAAAGGUUAUUUAAUAAUGUAUGUUAGUUCCACAUAGGCCAGCUUGUAUGUUGCAUGUACUUGUACAGUUUGCUUGUUAAUUACUAUACCGAAAUAACCAAGAAAUCUAAGCCAUCCAUUUUUGUUAUAGACAUUUUGCAGGUUUUAGCCAGACUCAGUCUCUGGGUCUGUGGUGAAAUGUCUAUAGAUGGACUUUAUUUUUUACCCUCCGGAAAACGUGAUGUAGUACGGACCAAAUUCCUUCUAAUAAAUAUUUUGGUGUAGAUUCCUACUGUGGGGCUGUAACACAUGUAGACACUGUGUACACAUUAGGUUUUAAUUCAUAGACAUACUGCCUGCACCAAGUGAAUUAUUUAUUAUUAUUUACACAUGCCAGAAUUAUCUGCCCAUCAUUCCACAGGGCACAGAUUGACCACUGCUCACCAUGCUGAGCAGGAGGAACUGAAGCAUUGGUGCACUUCUACUAGAUUCCGUUCUGUCUUAGUGGCCAACAAUCAACUGAUUAUAAUUGGGUAGUAUCUUUCUAUUUUGACCACUUGUCUUAACACUCCCCUGUGCUUUUAAAUGAAAUUCCAACUCAUGUAUGUAAACAUGUUUAAUAAAAUUUACUUUUCAUGUCAGUCAGUAGCCAUCUGUGUUCUAUGUCUUGCCAGAUUUCCAUUGUGGGUUCUAUGGUGCAAAAUGGGAGCCAGACCAUGGGAAGGGGAGGCUGGGGUUUGUUGUCUGCUGCGGGCAUUUGACUUGACUUGUCACUGCACUAUAUUAUGUCUUAAUCAAUGGCCCAAAGGGUACUUUGCAUCACAUACAAGUUUUCACUUUGUCAGCCUGUCUAAGUGAGCACAUGACUAUACUUCUGAAAAGUGGCAUUAUUAAAAAUAAUAAAUCUCAGUAAGAAUCAAAUGGAAGGUUGUUUUCUGCUGCUGUUUGAAUGUGCUAAUAAAAGAGACAACUCUGUUGUCCAGUUGCCAAAUUA